Molecule: messenger RNA, 397 nt
Organism: Pongo pygmaeus (Bornean orangutan)
Lineage: Eukaryota; Metazoa; Chordata; Mammalia; Primates; Hominidae
Product: large ribosomal subunit protein eL34-like
Exons: 2
Coding region: 1-381 (126 amino acids)
Biological process (GO): translation
Cellular component (GO): ribosome
Molecular function (GO): structural constituent of ribosome
Source: RefSeq, a predicted model, not a curated record
AUGGGCACUAGUGCCAGGGCACUCAGAAAGGUCCAGCAUUUGAUAUACCAUCGUAGGCUUUCCUACAAUAUAGCCUCUAACAAAACUAGGCUGUCCCGAACCCCGGGUAAUAGAAUUGUUUACCUUUAUACCAAGAAGGUUGGGAAAUCAACAAAAUCUGCAUGUGGCAUGUGCCCAGGCAGAUUUCGAGGAGUUUGUGCUGUGAGACCUAAAGUUCUUAUGAAAUUGUCCAAAACAAAAAAACAUGUCAGCAGGGAAUAUGGUGGUUCCAUUUGUGCUAAAUGUGUUGAUGACAGGAUCAAGCAUGCUUUCCUUAUCGAGGAGCAGAAAAUUGUUGUGAAAGCGUUGAAGGCACAAGCACAGAGUCAAAAAGCUAAAUAAAAAAUGAAAAUUUUGC